Molecule: messenger RNA, 3228 nt
Organism: Cyclopterus lumpus (lumpfish)
Lineage: Eukaryota; Metazoa; Chordata; Actinopteri; Perciformes; Cyclopteridae
Product: proline rich transmembrane protein 4
Exons: 3
Coding region: 1-3228 (1075 amino acids)
Source: RefSeq, a predicted model, not a curated record
AUGCUUCGCCUCCUCCAGACCUUGGCUUUCUGCUUCUGGUGCUUCUUGCUACUUCAAAGGCAGGCUGUGGCUGACGAAGAGGCCCUCUGGGGACCGACGCCAUCAAAAGAUAACCCACCUGAAAGCUCUUACUGGUGGACCCCGUCUCUGCCAAAGUUCCCUUCCAUUCCGUUCCCUCCCUUCCGUAUACCCUUUUUACGUUCGGACGUGAACGAUGAGUCUGCCGAGUUGACCACAACCACCAAAGGGCUGACGGAACCAAUCAAUCGCUUGCAAGACCACUUUGGUUCAGGGGACGAAAUUAUUUCUGAGGCCUCUGAACCACCCACGACCUUGAGUCAGGGGCUCCUAACCAGCGUGACAAAGACAGGAACAGAAUCACUUCCCACGGGGACAUCGGAUUCUCCACACAGCAGCAUAGCGCAGAGCGACAACGAAGCUCUUGUUUCCGACUCCUACUCUCCCACAAGCAGUUCUAUCAGAAAUACUCUGGUCACCAACAGUCCCACCGGCACAAGCACUUCAGAACAAAAUGCAACACAUACCCACCCACCGGGGGGCCCCGCAGCAGCCACAACGCAACCGCUCCCAGAGCAACGCACCGAUAAGGAGGCUGAAGAUUUUACAGAAACAAUCUUUUUGACAGCAGAGGCAGAAACCACAGUUCCCGCUGCCUUGACAUGGGCACCAGCCCAAACCACAACGACUGCCCCAGGACUGGUGGAGAUCACUCCAACCAGCGGACACCCUCUGGUUCCUGUUACCCCCUCUACGUCCGCAGAAACCACGUUUGUCAGAAAACCACAAGACUCGACUUUUGGCAUUACGCUCCAUGCUGGAGGAGCCACAAUGACAGAACGUCACCCCACUCAGAGCGAGGCUGAUCUGGGCUCCUCUGAGGCCAGGUCAGGGCCCAUGGAGGAACAGCCGGGGGCAAUCACCACUGCCAUGGGGAUCGAUCACAAACUAGUGCCGGAAUCCAUAACAAGCACAACUCAGAGCCAAAGGGUUAACUUUCCAAUAGCAGGAGAGCCGCCAGGCAGCAGAGAGGAUAAGGAGGAUGAGGAAGGUGUGGUCCCUUCAGCCGACGGGGAUAGUGACACCGAGUUGGCAGACAUUUCCACGCCGUCCACCAAGCUGCUGACCACGUCCACGCCACAGAGCGCAGAAACCACCGAUAUCCCUGUGCCCACUGAAGACUGGAUGUACAACCAGGUGGACAGUGAAGCCACCUUGCUUCCAGACUGCAAUCAAGAGCGCUCCGGGAUCUGCAACGUCUCCGACACCUGGGACUCAACCACCUCCACGGACGUCAAGCCCACCACACAAAACACCACUGCCACGAACCAAUCGGCCAGCCCCUUCCUGAUCCCGGCCCCACCCAUGUUGGUGCCGCUGUACACCGACUGGAACAGUGCCAUGGCAGAUUGGGGCCUGGCCUGGGAGGCGCACGUCUACGGCGCCGGUUGCGUCUUUGCGAUGCUAACGCUGGCCUCGGCUCUUAAUCUGCUCUGCUUGCCUCUGCGGUGCCCAUCCGGCUGUGGCUACUUUGCCCUGGUCAGUCUGUUUCUACUAGCCGCUGGUUGCACCAGAUCUUUCUCCCUCCUGUACGACGCCUAUGGCCACCAGGACCGCUUAGCCUCUCCGGAAGCCUCACUGAUCCUCUACGAGGCACCGUUUCCCUGCUUGACUGCAGCAUUCGGUCUGGUUUUCCUUCUCCUCUCCAUGAGGUCAAGGAUGCAGCUCUCCUACUCAGCUUUCCAGAGACCCUGUUUCCUGGCCUGCCUAGUUGCCGUGCACUUUGGUGCUGCAUUCGGACCGGUGACAUUACUGAAGUUCUACCAGCAAAAGCCUCCCCACUGCCUCUUUCUCUCACUCAUCUCCCGUGGGACCUUUGUUGCACUGGCCACAUUUCUGUCCGCAGCCUAUUUCGUGUUCUACAUCUACGUGCGGGCAGAUUCGAAGCACAUCUACCACCUGAAUAACACGUCUCCGACACCUGCUGAACGAUACAACCGCUGCCCCUUCGCCGAGAGCCGCGACUGGAACCGGGCGGCUGGAACCGUUUGUAUUUCAGCAUUGUUUUGUUUAGCGUGUGCGGGAUUGCAGUUGUAUGCAAUGCUCAAUGCUAUGGGUGUCACGGGGGGAGAGGAGGUCUUUCACCCUUGGCCCUGGUGGGCUUUCCAGUUUAGCUGCAGACUAUGUGAGCUCGGGGUUUGUCUCACCUUAGCCUUGGUGGUAGCACAACCGGUCUACUGUUCUGACCACCUCCCAUCUGCAGGAAGCUGCUGGACAGAACUGUUGGCGUCCAAGUCGCCCAUCCUGCCUGGGAGCUACCAAUGGACCCUGAGCCAGCAAGAGAAGCUUGCAAUCGUUGAUACCGCUGGGCUUGGAGAGAUAGAGAGCCUUCCGCUUUACACUCUGGUGGAUGAGAGGCUUGGUAGCAGUCUUAACGGCCUGGACCUCCUCUACCACAGCAACCGGGCCUUGGCAUACCGAGACCUGGACUUGGAUUUGGACUUGCAGGGUUCAGGAAAACCCGUGAACGGGGGAUGCGGAGAACCCUCAGGUGGAUCCUCGUUUACCAGUGACUCCACCACAGACCUGCGGCCACCUUCGCCCAUCAACUUGCGUCGCAGCAUAGACGAGGCACUCUUCAGUGAGGCCCUAUUUCCCAUGAGCCUCUUUAGCCCUGCCAGGCCUCUUCGCUGCAGUGAUCUAUCAAUAAACAACCACUGUGCACUUCAAUGCAACGGCCUCUGUGAUCCCCUCUCGGCCGACCCUGGCCUUUAUCGAACCUCUUCCUGCGUGGAGAUGACCUCGCAACCCCAGCCCUCUUGCGCCGAAUCUCACGGAGACACCUUUGAAGGUGCUCCGACAUCUCCCUCCCUGUCCUCAUCCUCCAGCUGCUCAUCUCCUGAACGUUGGAGGGGCAGCUCGUCCUCCUGUUCCCUCUUCAGAGAUUCUUUCGGAGGCUCAUCACUGGUCCUCUGUCCAAGCCUAGAGAGACAUGGUCAGCAGCAUCUCCAGCAAGGGGGCGUGAGCCAUAUGGCGUCCUCGGGCCACACUGACCCACAGAGGCACUAUCAUACACUUGGUGCGGCCUCACAAGAGAGCCUGGACCUGGACAUGUCGUCUGAGGCAGACCGCUCCGCGCAGGAGGAGUUCAUCGGCGUUUGCAGACAAAUCGAUGCUUUGAGCAUCUGCAGCGAGACUAUUGAUUUAUAA